Molecule: messenger RNA, 2095 nt
Organism: Limulus polyphemus (Atlantic horseshoe crab)
Lineage: Eukaryota; Metazoa; Arthropoda; Merostomata; Xiphosura; Limulidae
Product: zinc finger protein 391-like
Exons: 4
Coding region: 224-1696 (490 amino acids)
Cellular component (GO): nucleus
Source: RefSeq, a predicted model, not a curated record
UUUAAAGAUUCGUGGCGUUUUUUUGCUGGCAUCAUUCAACCUUAUGACUUCGAAGGGUGAAGACACCCCGAACUAUUCCGAAAUGUUUCUUUCACCCAAUUACUCAGUUUAACGUAUCAGGCAAGCUAAACCUCUAAGAUCCGACCUGGUAUCAACAUAAUGAUAAAACGACAAGAAAUAUGACUAUAGAGUUUAAACAUAUAUAAUAGUUAAUACAACUAAAAUGCCCCGCUCUUUCCUCGUAAAAAAUACGAGGACGGACGUAUUCCGCAAGGAAGAUAUCGGCACCGGCGUAAAAUCUAUCCCAGCAGUUGUAAGUUGGCCCACUUCUUCUUCUUCCGAAGGAUGCAUUCUUGGAGAGGCCGGAGAUCGGUUUCAUUUUCCGCGGACAUUCAUGUCAUCCUUCCAGUAUUCGCCGAGUGAUUUGUUCGGUCCAGUAACGACGACAGGACUUUCAACGGCUACUCCAGUAAGUUUGUCGUCCUCCUACUCGCCAUAUGGCCCGUGCAGCGCUCUGUUGUUCCACUACCUCAGUUUGGCGCGUCAAGCCUGCGGCAGUACGGUCUCACCUGCAGAACAGAAUAACUACGCCCGAGGCUGUGAAAGCAGAGUACUGGGACCGUCCAUAACGGCGUCGCCAAAAUCUUGUGACGAAGACAUUGCUUUCUCCAGUAGCUCUCUGACGUCGCGCCUGUUUGGGGAAAGUCUUUCAAAGCCAGAUCACUUUACCAAAACCCGUUAUUUCCCUCUAUCUACAUGUUUUAGCGAAUCAAGUUUUUCGUGUGCAGAGUACGAAGGAUACCAGACUAAUGGCCCCAGAGUAACAUCACCUUGCUUGAGUCCGUCCAGUAUAGAAAACACUCCGAAUGUUCUCAAUCUGCCGUCCAAGACACUUGUAUCCACUGCAGUUCAGGAACAUCAAAGGAAUACGAAGAUCCUUUGCUCCAGUGGCCGCAAGCUCUCUGACUAUUCCAUUGAAGCACUUUUAGGGCCAUCUAAAUCCUCUAAGCUGAAGGAAGAGAACAACGAACUGAUCGGUCACGUAACGAAAGAUCCGAGCAAGCAGGUUGUCCUUCAAUCAACUACGGUAAAAUCGCCGUUCUCUUGCUCCAGCUGCCGUAAAACGUUUGGCACUCCCCACGGGCUAGAGGUGCACGCUCGCCGUUCACACUACGGAAAACGGCCGUACUUAUGUGUGCAAUGUAAUAAAAGUUUUGGCCACAAAUUGAGUCUAGAUCUUCACCGAGCUAUCCAUACGAAUGAGAGGAGUUUCGAGUGCAAGCAGUGCGGGAAGACGUUCAAGAGGUCAUCCACUCUGUCCACUCACCUGUUGAUCCACUCGGACACCAGACCUUAUCCGUGUCAGUACUGUGGAAAACGGUUUCACCAGAAGUCAGACAUGAAAAAACAUACCUAUAUCCAUACAGGAGAGAAGCCUCACAAGUGUAACAUCUGUGGAAAAGCUUUCAGUCAAUCAUCGAAUCUAAUCACUCACACCAGGAAACACACUGGCUUCAAGCCUUUCUCUUGUGACCAGUGCCCACGUGCUUUUCAGAGGAAAGUGGAUUUACGCCGCCAUGAAGAAACCCAACAUAGAGAGUCCAUCUCCAGUUGUACAGUGCCAUCUACUUUAACGUCUGUGACAUUCACUGGAAAAUCUGCUCAUUCAUCAGAGAUAGCCCUAAUGUUCUCGUAAAGUACCUUUUAUUCUCGAUACUACGUAAAAACAGAAACAAUUUGGUUCUCAACACUAUGUAGAAACAACUCAGAUUUGGUUCUCAACACUAUGUAGAAACAGAAACAAUUUGGUUCUCAACACUAUGUAGAAACAACUCAGAUUUGGUUCUCAACACUAUGUAGAAACAGAAACAAUUUGGUUCUCAACACUAUGUAGAAACAACUCAGAUUUGGUUCUCAACACUAUGUAGAAACAACUCAGAUUUGGUUCUCAACACUAUGUAGAAACAGAAACAAUCUGGUACUCAACACUAUGUAAAAACAGAAACAAUUUGGUUCUCAACACUAUGUAGAAACAACUCAGAUUUGGUUCUCAACACUAUGUAAAACAGAAAAGUUUUGGUUCUCAACGUUAUGU